This is a messenger RNA of Stylophora pistillata, 4277 nucleotides long. RefSeq lists its product as uncharacterized. NCBI's taxonomy places the organism in Eukaryota, Metazoa, Cnidaria, Anthozoa, Scleractinia, Pocilloporidae. The record is from RefSeq and is a predicted model, not a curated record.
GGCUCCAAUAAUCUAAGAACUUCGGCCACAAUGACCUUCAAAAAGUUGUCCAAAAACUUGUGCCUUGAUCGUUUUUUGUUUACCUGCACCUUGAUAUAUGUAUUAAGCUUCGAAUGCUCCAACGGUUUGGUGAUCCGUGUUUCAAGCACAACAGGGUACGAUAACUCUUCGUGUUUACUUACGAGCGCCAAAAGUCCUUGUAAGACCAUAGGAUUCGCUCUAAAUGCUAUGGAGAAUCAAAAGAACAUCAAUCAAACAAAUUUUAUAUUUUCAAUCGAAGACCACAUAUACCCUUUGGACAAACGGAUCCACAUUCUUCAAAUCAGCGCGAAGCGUAGUAUUUUUCUGCAAUCGAGUCACGCAAAUGGAUCCACCAUUAGCUGUACAAGUGCCUCCGCUGGAUUUGAUAUUGGAUUACCAUCUGGUCAAGUAAUUAAAACAAGAAAUAUCAACAUAGCUCACCUAAGAUUUCAAAACUGUGGUUCUCACUUUGCCGCUGUUGUUUUGAUAUGGAACUCCCUAAACAUAAACUUCAGGAACUGUACGUUUGCACGUAAUAAACAGAGUGGAAUAAACGCAUUUGACAGCGAGGUCACCGUUAACGGUUGUCUUUUCCUGAAUAACACUUCAAAUAGAAACAGUUCCAGCGAAGUGUUCAAAAAAGGGUACACGACGCUUGGUGGUGGAGCAGGAUUUUUGUUUCAAGCUUCAGUUUCUCUUUCUGUGGUUAUCAAAAAUUCAAAUUUCACCCUCAAUUCUGCCGUGAAAAUUGGCUCAUCAGCAUUCGUCGCACCUGUUUCGCCGAUCUUUAGCGAACUUGGUGGAGGUAUCCUUGUUAUGUUCUCGGGGAAGACUAACCAUUGCUCUGUUGAGAUACAAAACACAGACUUUUAUAACAAUUCCGCUACCUUUGGAGGAGGUUGCUAUCUAUCCACCGAUAGUACGACAUUUAAUAACAGCUUUUUUGUAUCCAAAUCGUCAUUCGUUGGAAACAGAGCUAUGCAAGCAGGAGGUGGACUGAAAUUUUCUCAUUGGCACAAUUCGUCCAGGAUCACGAGUAUCUUAAAAAACUGCACCGUUACAGAGAACCAGGCCAGAAGAGGAGCUGGGAUGGAAGUUCACCUCAAAAACUUUGAUGAAAAACCCAGAAACUCCGUGUUGAGGCUUGUAUCUGUUGUGUUUAAAAACAAUCAGGGGAAUUUCAGUUCAGCACUUAAUUUGCAAACAAAGUUGCCCCACAGCAAAAAGAUAAACUUGAUUCCGGAAUUCAUAAACUGUACGUUUGAGGAUCACCAUAUUACUUUUUUUUCUGGGUCUAAUACUUUCACAAGUCAAAGGGUUGACGUCCGGUUUAAAGGAAAAAACAUCUUCCGGCACAACCUUGGCGGUAGCGCAAGCAACUUUCAGGAUUGCGUGGUACAUAUCGAGGGACAGCUAGUGUUUGCUUACAACGUGGGAGUUAACGGAGGGGCACUGUUUAUGAUGUCAAGUCAGAUUAUUCUUUACCCAGGAAGUGAACUGAUGUUCCUCAAGAAUGGAGCGACUACUCUAGGUGGAGCAAUUUGUGUAUUCGGAGCAUUGAUGAAUAACAUCAUUACCUCUCAUAAUCCUGAUUGUUUCAUGACUUACAGCGAGUCACACUUGCCUGCAUCCCAAUGGAAGACCAACGUAUCGUUUAUCGAAAAUUUCAGUUUCUACAAGGGAGCAGCCAUCUACAUUUCUUCACUUCAAAGAUGUCAGUGGAGUGAAGAGGCCCCUCACACAGACCCCAAAAAAGCUCUCCGCUGGUCCAAUAAUUUUGUGUACAGGAACAACUCUCUUUUCCCCGGUGGUUUAAGGUAUCUCCCGGGAAAUAACGAUAUUUCAACAGAAACCAAGAGUUACCAUCAUUCGGGAGCUAAAUCCCCUAUAAAGCUUGCUCCAGGCCAGCUGUAUGAUUUAAAGCUGCGAGGAUAUGAUGAGCUUGGGAAUAAUGUUCCAGCAUGGGUUUUCCCACUAGAGACUGACGGGCUCGGUCUAGAUACAGCUUUGAGAGUCUGGCCGAAUUCGCCAAUAUACUUGCUUAGCCCUGGAAAUUCAAGUACGACGCCGUUUUCGUAUGGAAUUUCUGAGGCUCUUUACAGAGAGAUUCAAAACAGCAGAAGCAAACCAAUACGCAAAGUCAAAUUUGUUGAUCUCUCCUCUUCAUUGAAUAAUAAAUAUGUGUUGGAAAUUGAGCUGCAAAAGUGUCCCCCCGGAUUUGAUUACGACAGCACUUCGAGGAAGUGCAAAUGCACCGAGAACGCUGUUGGUAUUGAGAGAUGCGACGGAAACAGCCUCAGCGUUUUCAUAAAGGAUGGUUACUGGGCCAACGUAACAGAAGAUGGUACCCUAAUAACUUACUACUGCCCAUACGGGUAUUGUCAAUGUGUGAAGGGUGGGGAUGGUAAAGCUGGAUGUUUAUUUGAUCCACUUAACAGCAAUGCUCAGUGCUCAAAGAACCGUGAGGGCUGGCUGUGUGGAAAGUGCUCAGGAAAUACAAGUGUGGGAUUCAGGGAGCAUGACUGCCAUGAAUGUUCCAGUUCAAAUUGGGAAAUUCUUCCCAUGUUUAUUUUCAUUGCUCUUUUUCUGUGCGGUCUCGUCAUUUGGCUCAAUCCCGGCAUAUCUAGCGAGAUACGAGGACCUUUGUUUUUCUUUCAAAUCCUUCCUUAUAUCUACGACCCUACUCUAAGCAAGAUUCCUGGUUUUGUUAAAAUUGUCAUCAUCCCACUUAUGCAGCUAUUCAGCUUCAGCUUUGGCACCCUGCUGGUGUAUUUCCUGGAUCCAUGCAUCGCUCCAGAGAUAGAUAACCUUUACUUAACCGCCUUUGGUUACAUUUUUCCAUCAGUCGCUGUUUUCGUCUUUCUUUUGGCUUAUUUGUUGAGCGUCAAUUAUUGCCUUCAGUUCAGAUUUCGCGGUCGUUCCAUGCUGAAGGCAUUUUGGUUUCUCCUCGUAUUUGUUUAUUGUCAACUCGUCGAGACGUCGGUCAAGAUCCUUAACUGCGUAAAGCCGGUUGGCAGCAGCAAAUACCUGUUCUUCUUUGAUGGCACGAUAACGUGUUUCGAACAUCAUCAUUUACCAUUUGCCAUAAUCGCUAUCCUCGCGCUUGUGAUUAUUGUACUUCCUCCACCAAUCAUAGUGUUUCUUCUAACCAAAGGCUGCUGGAGAGCGGAUCCUCAAUAUUCGAGUACUGUGACAAGUGGCUUGCACCCGCAGCGCCGUUGGUGGUGGUCAGUGGAUUUGCUUCGAAGAGCAUUGCUGAUCCUGAUCUACAUUCUUGUCCAAGACUGGCAAUUAAGACAGGUUCUCAUGAUAUUCGCGAGUAUCAUUAUUCUCGCUGUUCACAGCAAUUGUCAACCUUAUCUUCGCACUCGCGUUAACUUCUCAGAAUCAUUCUAUUUGUUAGCCUUGUGCACCAUCGCAGUUUUGUGCACAUUACCUAUCAAGAAACUUGUUGGAAGUGGGACAGCUGAGAUCGUUUGCGAAGUGCUCGUGUCUUCCUUAGCGUUUCACACAUCUGUGGUGUUUGUUCUUAAAGCUGUAGGCUUCUUUCGCCAGCACUUUGACUGCGCGUGCGUUCCAUUCGAAGAAUUUGCAAGGCGCUCUGGUUAUGAGAAAUUGGGAGACACCGAAUUUGAACUGAGUCUCGACCUUGAGACAGAACGAAGGAAGAACCUGUUCGAACCGAUCUUUCCAAACUAAUUUCUGUUGAACGGUGUGCAACGUUACACCCACCGGUUAACCAGAACGAUGCGUGAUACCUACCGGUUUUAACCUGUUUUAAAGCAUAAUUAGUUAUUGUUGAAAAAUUCGCCUCUGUAACUAAUUUGUUUAGCAGUCAUUGCUUUCUCAGUCGAUCGUGGAACGAUAACAUUUAUGCACAUUGUUAUUACGGUUAGAGACCGUCUUUAUUUAUCUCUUAGGCGCAUUUUGAUUAUUACGAUGAAAUUUACAUGUAAGUAAUCCCUAAGCUUCUAUAUUCCCAUGAUCCCCCGUCAUUUGGCAGUUAAUUGGCAGACUACAUCCCCCCUCCUUUUAUACCAUGGGGGAGACUGGUCCUCCCUCUGUUCCCCCUGAAAACCAUCUGAUCCCCAAAAGUCCUUGAAUCCCCCUCCCCUCCCCCCCCCCGUGACAAAAAUAAUGACAGGUUUCCCAAGAGUGUUUUUUGAGCUGUAGUGAACAACAUGGUCAAGCGCAUCAGAUCAUAUAUCUCACGAAUUUUGCGCUGUAGAAAUAAUAAAAUAAAAUUAUUAAAAUUA